AUGAAGUUUGCGCGGUCGAUCUUGAACAAGCUGACUUUGACGAACUUCAAGAAGUUGGCUGCAGACCUUGUGAACAUUGAUUUCAGAGAUCCUGAAGAGUUGAAAGGUCUCGUCGGAAUCAUUUUUGACAAAGCGCUGGAAGAAGGACACUUCUGCCAGAUGUACGCGGGGUUUUGCAACGAGAUCAAGGAUAAGCUUCCAGAGUUCUCCGAGGAGGAGGCCGACCCUCUUCCCGGAGAAGAAGUGAAGAAGAAGAAAGUGUCGUUCAAGAGGUGUCUGUUGAACAAGUGUCAGGAGGAGUUCGAACGAGCCGAUCGAUACGACGAGCUUACAGACGCUGAGAACACUGGCCUUUCGGAAGAGGAGAAGGCGAACAAGACACGAAGAGUGCGCAUCCGCAUGUUGGCGAGGGUGACAGGGAAUAUCAAGUUCAUUGGGGAGCUGUUUGCUCAGAAGAUCUUGAAUGAGAAGAUCAUGCACGAGUGCGUGAAGCGCUUGCUAGGGAGCAAAGACGAGGACACCAUCGAAUGUCUUUGCAAGCUUAUGUUUACGAUUGGCAAGCUGCUUGACCGCGAGGAGGCACGACACUACAUGGAUUAUUAUUUCGAUCAGAUGAAGCAGAUGGCGAAUGAGAUGGGGAAACGGCCGGGUGGAAACAGGUUGAAGUUUAUGUUGAUAGACACUCUGGAGCUACGCAAGAACGACUGGAAGCCAAGGAGGGAGACAACUGGGCCGAAGACGAUCGGAGAGAUUCGUGAGGAAGCUGUGAAAGAGGGCUUGGUGACAUCCAUCAUGCCUCCGGGGGGUCCGAUGCGGGAUGCAAGAGCUGGUACUUGCUUGAGUUGA
Guillardia theta CCMP2712 is the source of this 846-nucleotide messenger RNA. RefSeq names its product translation initiation factor 4F, ribosome/mRNA-bridging subunit. Bases 1 to 846 code for a protein of 281 amino acids. NCBI's taxonomy places the organism in Eukaryota, Cryptophyceae, Pyrenomonadales, Geminigeraceae. Gene Ontology annotation, cellular component: eukaryotic translation initiation factor 4F complex. Gene Ontology annotation, molecular function: translation initiation factor activity; protein binding; mRNA binding. The transcript has 4 exons. The record is from RefSeq and is a predicted model, not a curated record.